This is a messenger RNA of Fomitopsis serialis, 737 nucleotides long. RefSeq lists its product as uncharacterized. The transcript has 3 exons. Lineage: Eukaryota; Fungi; Basidiomycota; Agaricomycetes; Polyporales; Fomitopsidaceae. The record is from RefSeq and is a predicted model, not a curated record. Bases 90 to 500 code for a protein of 136 amino acids.
GUCUUUUACUGCGACCACCUCCAGCCCGCUGCGCCGUUUCACCCAGCCGCACACCGCCCGCACGCUCCUCAAUUACGCUACGAAACACAAUGGCCACCGAAGCCACAUCCGCAACAUCCGCCUCUGGCGCGUCCGCUAAUGCGCAAAACCCCGCUGCGUCCCCCGCCGACAAGGGCAAGGGCAAGGGCAAGUUCGUCCAGGAGGCGGUGGCGGACGACGACGAUGACGACGAAGAAGAGGACGAGAAGAGGACGAGGAAAUGGAAGAAGACGAGGUGCGCUCCCCGCAUGUCGUUGUCGCGUUCUCGGGCGCUGACGCGUGACGACCUAGAGGCGAUCGACCCUUCCGUGAUCAUUGGCACGCGUCGCACGCGUGGUGUGCGCGUCGACUACACCUCUGCGGCCGCGCUCGAGAAGGCCGGGCUCAAGCCGGACGACGCCGAUGACGACGAGAACGAAGACUCGUUCGUCGCGAAGGACACGGACAUGCAGGAGGACUAGUGGCCCUCCUGCGCACUCAUGUGGUCCAAAACGCGUCCCCCUGCGUCUUUAUGGCGUAAUGGGCGCGAGAACUCGCAGAUCACCUUGUUAUGUGUACGUGAAGGCGGUGGAAUCUCUUGAUGUUUUCGUUGUCUGUGUUGUUAGGCCCUGUUUCCCACCGACCUGUCUGUCGUCCAAUGCAUUAGGGUUCGUUGUAACUGUCUGUACCUGAUACACGAGAUAUGUUGCUUCCCCAGA